AUGACAGUCAUAAUUCUAAUCCAACCGGGCCCAAGCUCUCCCCCGGCCAAUCUCCGGUUUGCAACUUUACCGUCGGGUGUUGACGGGAAACUGGUGUGGAAGCGGGGCCGGUGCGAAGAGUCCCCGCGCCCCUCCCCGGCAGGUCGGGCCCGGUCUAGCCCCACUUCCUCCGGCGGCCGCGCGGCCUCCCGGCAGCGCCCAAACCCGGCCCGCGGGGACCUCCCGGAAGGCAAAGGCGCCGCCACUACCGCCGCCGCCGGCGCCCUCGCUUCCGCGGCCGGACUCACCGGCAGCUACAGCCGCCGUUCCCUCCGCCUCCAGCCGCAUGGCCCUCGGGUAUCGAGUCCCCCACUAGCUCCUUCCGCCCAGCCGCGGGCUCCGGCGCUAGAACAGUUUGAAAAUGGCGCGGAGGGACGAUCGCGGCCGACACGGAGGAGGCGCCGCGGUUGCCUCGGUAACGGGAGCGGCGGACGAUGCGCGGCGCGCGGCGGGGACGCGCGCGGCGACCGUGGCGGCGCCCUGGUGCCCGGAAAUGCAACGCCCGGACACAGCGAGGCCACGGCGCCCCCUGGAGGUCGGUGCUCGCGGCCGGCAAACGCCACACCUCAGCUGAAGCCUGAGCCAUUCUCUUCUGUCAGCCAGAUGUGUGGAUCUCCUACUGUGUGCGGGGCGAAAACGCCGCCCCAUUACUGGUUCCUGCGGCGGAGUAGCCUUCACCUGCAAGGUGAACACCUGCUCACCACGUAAUCCCCAAACGCAGAUAUCAAAUUGUCCCUGCAACUUUGCCUGACAACCACCCAAUGCAAUUAAUUGUCCCACAAUCGUAUCUCCCUGAGGCUCUGUGUAGAACCAUAGAAUGCAUACAUCAAAACACAGUCAUUUGUUGAUCUGUCUCUCCCUGCCGCCCUCAACUGUGAAUUCCUUGAGUCAGAGACUAUUUUACUCAGCAAAACAUUUGUCAGUGGAAAUAAAUUGUUUAUAGGGCACGCACAGAUGGAAAACAUCUAGUAAAACCCUAAAAUUCCCUUUCACUUCUGAAAAUUUCCCAGAUGAUCAGGAGUUCCAUUCUUUCCUGUUUACUUUUCUUCCAAGUAGGCCUUCUGAGACAGGAGAAUAGGGAAGGAAGUCAGAAGACUGGCCAGCGGCCCCUUCUCAGGAAAACAAGUCUCCACCUGACAGGGAAGCUGAAGCAAUUAACCAACCCUUUCUGCAGUAAACGAAUCUGGUAUAAGCUGGAAUGGGACAAUCCCUGAAAGAGGAGUAUGCACAUUCGGGGCAAAAUGUGUCCUUAGGAUAACCUUUUAUUAUAAUAAGCUCCUUAAAGCUCAUACAUACGAAAUGCAUAUCAUACAUACACUUAAAAUUAUGGCAAACAUGCGCAGGCGCACUAAGAGAGAAAAACAGGAAAACGGGUAUGACAAUUACAGGAAAUCCCCUCCCUAAGAGUUACGGAAGAGUAGGACGUGAGUAUAAAAGAACAAACGCUAUAUUAAUCCAGGGCCGGUACCACCAGAAGAUCAGCUCGUUCCUCUCUCUGGAACAUCCUUUGCCUAAUAAAUCUUGCAGGGUGGUUAUUAGUGUGUUUCAUCCAAUUCUUUGUUCAUAACACCAAGAACCUGAAACUCCAACUUCCAAUCCAGUAACAUUUUGGUGAGCCCGUCAAGAGGGUCAAGCCUGCAAUACAUAAAGCUCCAGACCUGGAACCUAAAGCUCCCAUCAAUCACUACACCUUUGAACCUGUGGAAGAUCCGAUGUACCUGUUUAAAAGACAUUCAAAAGAUAAGUAAAUACUUACCAACUUUCCCUGGUGUCUUUGUUGCAUAGUUACUGUGGGUUAAAUAAUCCUAGUUAUUUAUAUAUAAUAUUUAUCAUUUAACUACUUGCUUCCCCCUCAAUGGAUAUACUUUUUAUGUCCAUAAUCCUAUUUUCACCAAUAUUGGGGGUCCAGCCCCAAUACCAAGUGUUUAAACAGAUUCAACAGUUAGCCACGCUAACUAACUUGACUUCCUGUUACAUUUGUACCUCAGGGUCACUAUCAGUUGAAGUUUUACCACUACCAUUAGAAGAUAUAGUCAAGGUGAAUGCCAGAGUCACUGUUGCCACCCAGUCAAAAGCUACAUAUCCCAAUCCAGCUGCGGAAAGCUUAUUCCAAACAGUCUUAGCUCAGACCAUAAACCAAGAAACAUCCCAAAUUUAAAUUUUACAAAUGCCUCAAAUCCUGUAAGGGUUUUUCACAACCUAACCUCAGAGAGCCAAUUCCCAAUUUGUUUUACUUCCCACCAAGUGAGUGGGACCUUUGUGGGAUCCCUAAACAAUUGUUCAUAUGAGGUCGUCCUCAGCUGGACAAAUCAAGAGAAACAUUAUAAUUCCUCAGAAACAAAAAUCAAUUCAUAUCGCAAACCAGGAAAACACCACCAAUUCCUUCUCCUUAAGUAUCCUGAUCCAAGAAAACCUCAAUAUACAAGUAAUACCAAUACUUCCAAUAUUUCCACUGGUUGGAAUACAGUUUUAAUCAAUAAUUCAUCUUUGCCUCUAGCUCAAGCUUUGGCUUGGGGGAUCCAAAGAUCAUUCUUAAGAUUCCACCCCAGCUUGUCUUUCCAGUCCAAGCUUACUGUGCAAGUUGGUGUGGCUGGAACACUUUUAUGGGAACUCACUGGAACUUCCUCCAGUGGUUUAGGCCCACCUUUGGAACUAGCAUCAUGGGGAUAUAAGGUAUCUUUGGACCCUGGGCAAGGAUUGUAUUUCAUAUGCGGAAAUUCAGGGUACUUGAGUCUUCCAAGCCAAUGGAAAGGGACUUGUGGCAUUGCCGCUUUACUUCCAAGACUGUCUUAUGCAAAUGCUAGUACAAAAUUCCCAUUCCAUAUAAGACACAGCCAUGCAUCUGUAAAAAGGGCAGCUCCAGCGGUAUUACAUCCUUUGGCAACUGCAGUAACAGGACUUUUAGGAACCACACUCGGGUCCAUUUCUCUUCACUUGUCUUCACAACAAACACAGGCUUUGGCAGAAAUUACAACAGCUGUCCAAGAACAGCAACAACAUAUAGAUUCCCUGGUGGGCAUUGUCUUACAAAACAGGAGGAGGCUAGAUCUCCUCACAGCUAAUCAAACGGGAUUAUGCGUUUUUCGAAAAGAAGACUGUUGUUUCUAUGUUAACUCCUCAGGCAAGAUACUGGGACAUCUGACUAAGGCAACUAAUGUCAUUACUAAUUUAAGAACUGCAGAAAACACCCUAAAUUCUGUUUAAACAAUUGCAAACAGUUGGAUAGCCCAUUUUACAGGACCCUUAACUGUAAUUCUUCUGUUGUUAAUUUUUGGCCCUUACACUGUAAAUUUGUUAACCAGAUUUAUUUCUUCCUGUUUAGAAUCUAUCAAGCUACAAAUGGCUCUAUUGCCUGAAGCCCCAGACAUCAUCAUACAAGAAAUAAGUCUAGACUUCCUAAUUUCCUGCUGGAUAGAGCAGGGUGAGAGUUCUGUGGUCCCCUGUUAGGUAGGGCCAACAGUCCCACUCAGCCGGAAGCAGCUAUAGAAGAAAGAACUUCGACCCUCAGCAACCUGUAGAGAUUUAUGGAGACCACAUCUCUCAGAGGGAAUUGAGGCAGGAGAAUAGGGAAGGAAGUCAGAAGAUUAACCAGGAGCCCGUUCUCAGCAAAACAAGCAUAAGGCACCACCUGCUAAGGAAAUUGAAGCGAUGAACCAAUGCUUUCUGCAGUAAACAUAUCUGGUAUAACCUGGAAUGGGACAGUCACUGAAAGAGGAGCACGUGCAUUAGGGGUAAAAUGUGUCGUCAGGAUAACAUUUUAUUAUAAUAAGCUACUUAAAGCCCAUACGUAUAGAAUGCAUAUCAUACAUACACUUAAAAUUAUGGAAUGGCAGGCAUGCGCAGGUGCACUAAGAGAGAAAAACAACAAGAACACUGAUAUUUCAAUUAUAGGCAACCCCCUCCCUACAAGUUAAGCAAGAGUAGCAAGGCGGUAUAAACGAACAAAGGCUAUGUUAACCCAAGGCUGAUACCACUCGUGGACCAGCCCAUUCCUCUCUCUGGAACAUUCUUUACUUAAUAAAUCUUGCGGGGUCAUUA
Molecule: messenger RNA, 4077 nt
Organism: Sapajus apella (tufted capuchin)
Lineage: Eukaryota; Metazoa; Chordata; Mammalia; Primates; Cebidae
Product: nascent polypeptide-associated complex subunit alpha, muscle-specific form-like
Exons: 3
Coding region: 1-747 (248 amino acids)
Source: RefSeq, a predicted model, not a curated record